Molecule: messenger RNA, 1122 nt
Organism: Hemibagrus wyckioides
Lineage: Eukaryota; Metazoa; Chordata; Actinopteri; Siluriformes; Bagridae
Gene: ebp
Product: EBP cholestenol delta-isomerase
Exons: 6
Coding region: 9-953 (314 amino acids)
Biological process (GO): cholesterol biosynthetic process
Cellular component (GO): membrane; endoplasmic reticulum
Molecular function (GO): steroid Delta-isomerase activity; C-8 sterol isomerase activity; cholestenol delta-isomerase activity
Source: RefSeq, a predicted model, not a curated record
UGUUAUUUAUGACAUGCUUAGUUCAUACAUUUGCUCUACCUGGCCCUGGAUGUUCUCUUCCUGCUCUUUCAUUAGUUUUAAUCUCUUUUUUUAUUUCUCGUGCAUUGUGUUGGAUAUUAUUUCUAUUUAAAAUACAGGGAGCAAGCUUUUUCCCUCUCACUAGUUCGAGUGUCAGGGGGCAGGUGUCCAGACCGACCUCCUUUGAUUGGUCAAAGGUUCGCUGCCCUCUGAACAGUGCCCGCCCCCUGUCUCUACAGAUUUCAGAGAUGGCAGCUGAAACCAUAAUUCACCCGUACUGGCCCAGGGAUCUGUCCAUUCCCAACUACACUGAAAAUGAGCGCUCCAUGUUGGAGAUUGUCACUUUCCUGUUCUCUGUGUCAGGACUGUUGAUGUUGUUAGCUUGGACUUUGACAGGAAAGAGCGUUGGUGGAGGAAGACUGGGUAGCUGGAGAAGGUUAGCACUAUGCUGGUUUACCGUCUGUGGCUUUAUUCAUGGUGUCAUCGAGGGCUGGUUCUCUCUCUACUACGCCAUCAUUCCAGCAGAUCAGAGCUUCCUUUCUCAACUGUGGAAGGAAUAUUCAAAAGGUGACAGCAGAUAUGUCAUAGCAGAUAAUUUCACUGUGUGCAUGGAGACAGUGACUGCAUGUCUAUGGGGACCUUUCAGUCUGUGGAUUGUUGUGGCUUUCUUGUAUAAUCAUUCCUACAGAUUUGUUCUGCAGCUCAUUGUAUCUCUAGGUCAGCUGUAUGGAGCAGUGCUGUAUUUCUUCACUGAACACAGAGAUGGGUAUUUGCACAGCGAGUAUGGACACCCCAUCUAUUUCUGGUUCUACUUUGUCUUUAUGAAUGUCCUAUGGAUCGUGAUCCCUUUCACUCUUAUCAUGGACUCAUGGUUCCAGUUGAGUAGCACCCAAGCCUUGUCAGACAAAACCGUUCCUAAAAGAAAGACGAAAUAAAUGCAAAAAAAAUUUUUUUUGAAAAGGUAAAUACAUUACUGUGCACCGUUCUAGGUGAUGUUUGAAUGUAAUGAUGGUUAUUUUAUAUUAUAUUCCUAACACUCUAUGGGUAUACACAAAAUGUUCAAUAUUUUUUGCUUCAUGCCAUUAAAUUUAAAUGUUUUACCUG